Messenger RNA from Emys orbicularis (European pond turtle), 1500 nucleotides. It is a transcript of the gene GSDMA, whose product is annotated as gasdermin A. Gene Ontology annotation, molecular function: phosphatidylinositol-4-phosphate binding; phosphatidylinositol-4,5-bisphosphate binding; phosphatidylserine binding. NCBI's taxonomy places the organism in Eukaryota, Metazoa, Chordata, Testudines, Emydidae. The transcript has 11 exons. The coding region runs from base 85 to 1500 and encodes 471 amino acids. Gene Ontology annotation, biological process: pyroptotic inflammatory response; defense response to bacterium. The record is from RefSeq and is a predicted model, not a curated record.
AGGCUGCCUGUUAGUUACUUCUGAGACCCUCCUUUCUUCCAGUCUUCAGACAGCGUGUUCAAGGUACAUCAGGCUGCAGACAGGAUGUUUCACAAGGCAACCAAAGACCUGGCAAAGCAGGUGGCUCCAGAUGGAGAUCUGUUCCCAGUUAGCAGCCUUAUUGACCAAGAUCACUUCAGACCCCUAUACCUCGUUCGAAAUAAACCAAAAAAGAGAUUCUGGAUGACUCGUCACCGCUACUACAAAACAGGAGUUCAGCUCAGUGACAUUCUGGUACCUGGACAGGACAGCAGAAAUCUAGAUAUCCAGGAUUCACACUCAAUCACUGUUGAGGAUUGCACCGAUGGCAGAGUAGAGUGGACUAUUAAGCUGCCUGAAGACUUUGUGAGUACGGAAAUGACGCUAGAUGCUGGCAGCUACCAAGUGAAGUCCAUCAAGGUGAAAAGAGCAGAGGUCAGCCCAGCAGAUCUCGAGUUUCUACAAGGAGAAAGGAAAAUCAACAUGGACCAUUCCAUCAUUAGGGAUUUAAGGAAGCGCAGAGAGAACUUGUAUGUGAUCAACGAGGCUGUACAGGCUUUGGAGGAGAGCACAUUAUACAAGGCCAACACCAUGGAAGGCAACAUUCUGAAUGACAUCUGUGUCCAUUUUUCAUUAAAGGGCACCAGAGGCAGCAAGCGUGUCAUAGUUAUCCCUAAGGACUGUGUCCUGGCGUUCAGAAUCAAGCCGCUAAUUAUUCAAAGUGAAUCAUGGGGCAUUUCCCAUCAUCCGGAUGAUGAAACAUUUGUUGCAGACGGUGCAACAGCAGAAUCUAAUUACUCCCCAGAUGGAGGAAUGGAAGGCCUGCAGAGCGACGUUGAAAAAGAAUGUGCAAAGCUCUCACAGUUGUCCACAGAUCUGCGUGCCAAGUUCUUAAAAUCAAUCAUAGCGGUGAUAAUAAACAGCGACCUCUUGCAAGAACUCACACUCAAGCUAGAAGAGGCUUUUGAAGAUGCUGAUAAAUGUGAGCUAAAGAGUGAGAAUCCAGACUUGGAAGACUUGCUAAACAAUUUACAGGAUUCUGCAGGAAGCAUAGAUCUUUACCUUGUUGGGCCAGUUCUCUACACUCUACACGCACUUGGUGAGCUAACUGAGGAUCAGUUACUGCGGCUGGCACAGUCUGUGCAGAAGCAGAUUGUAUCCAAACAGCUCGAGCUGGUGAGAGAGAACGCCAGUGAAAUACAGCACCACACAUCUCUCAAUGAAGUCUUCCCUUUUGUGGUCAAGAGCAUCUUGAAGCAAGAUUUCCACCUGAAAGACGCUUUCAGCCUGGAUGCCAAGCUGGUCUCCUCCCUGCAAGAGGAGGAACUGAACAUAACCAAGGCAAUGAUAGAGCUGGGUGGAGUAACACUGCAGAGAAAUGGACCUUCUUUCACUGGGACUGGAGACCUGGCUGCUUUCUCAGCCCUCAGUGCAUUGUAUGUAGCCUUGUAUGCUUUACAUCUUCUGUCUAGAUCAGAGUAG